AUGACUGACGAUGCGCUCUCAAUCGUUCAAAAGGCCAUUGAUGCUGUGGAUCCCUACGCAGCCAUACGCAGCAACGUUCAUUUUGACUCGGAGACCAACAGCCUUCAAGUGGGUGCAGCCAAAUCGCUGGAUCUGAACCAGUUUGAUGAUGUUGUUCUUGUCGCAUUUGGAAAAGCCUCUUCUGCGAUGGCCACAGGAGUGCUAGAGCAGCUAUCAGAGGGAGAAACGACCACAAACAUCAAGAACAAUAAUAUUCAAGGCGUAGUGAUUGUCAAGGAUGAUCACGGGACAGAAAAAGAACAGGCGACCUUGGAAUCCCAUGGCAUUUCAUUUCUGGAGGCGAGUCACCCUGUACCGGAUGCACGAUCUGCUCACGGUGCCAUGGAAAUCAUGAAGAUGGUAUCGGAGACAGCCAACUCUCGAACCCUGGUGAUUUGCUGUAUCAGUGGAGGAGGCUCAGCCUUGUUCUGUUUGCCUCAGGAGAGAUUGACUCUGGAUGACUUGCAACGGACAAAUGCGGUACUAUUGGCAUCAGGUCUGUCCAUCCAAGAUAUGAAUGUGAUUCGCAAGCGGUUAGAAGAUGGCAAGGGUGGACGAUUAGCUGCUGCUGCCUACCCAUCUACAGUGAUCAGCUUGAUCCUUAGCGAUGUGCUGGGUGAUCCUCUAGACUUGAUUGCCAGUGGUCCUACUGUCCCAGACACUAGCAACUGGUUGGAUGCAUGGCAAUUGGUGCAAAAGAAUAACCUGGAAGAUAAGCUGCCAGAAGAUGUUGUGCAAAUACUGAAGGAUGGAAUCAAUGGGGACAUGCCGGAUUCUCCCUCGGAAGAUAGUGCUAUUUUUCGGGAGGGCAAGUGUGAAACGAUUGUGGUGGGCAACAAUGAGCGGGCUGUGGAGGCUGCAGCCACUGAGGCAAAGAGAAUUGGCUACGACACCAAAGUGCUAGGCUGCAGGGUGGAGGGAGAAGCCAAACAUGUCGCCAACGUGUUUGCUGCAAUGGCGCAACAACUCACUCUACAAAGGAAUGGACCUGGUCAGGAUUUCUCGUUAGCAACAUUACCGGCUGCAUUGAUCUCAGGUGGGGAAACUACUGUGUCCAUAGAGCCUGGCAGCGAUGGUAAAGGUGGAAGAAAUCAAGAAUUGGCUCUGGUCUUUGCGGACUGCAUUGGCAAGCUUGGCCUGCGAGAUGUGGUGUUGGCAUCUGUUGGAACAGAUGGAACCGAUGGUCCUACAGAUGCUGCAGGAGCUGUAGUGGACGGUGGGACACUCGAAAGACUCGAAGGCUCUGCCGAAGAUGCUCUAAGACAUCAUGACGCCUACAAUUUCUUGGACCAGGUUGAGAGUGACAGUCACAAGCCCCUGAUCAAAACAGGGCCGACAGGGACGAACGUAGCCGAUGUUUGUGUUGUACUUAUACGGUAG
This is a messenger RNA of Seminavis robusta, 1419 nucleotides long. NCBI's taxonomy places the organism in Eukaryota, Bacillariophyta, Bacillariophyceae, Naviculales, Naviculaceae. The record is from the annotation of a GenBank genome assembly.